AUGAGGUACAUUAUAAAAGGUGGUGUUUGGAAGAAUAGUGAGGAUGAAAUUCUUAAAGCUGCUGUUAUGAAGUAUGGGCUCAAUCAAUGGUCACGUAUUUCAUCACUGCUGGUUCGAAAAUCAGCCAAGUAAUGUAAACAGCGUUGGUAUGAAUGGCUUGAUCCAUCAAUCAAGAAGACAGAGUGGACAAGAGAAGAGUAAGAGAAGGUCCUUCAUCUUGCCAAGAUAUUUCCAAGUCAAUGGAGGACCAUUGCACCAAUAGUUGAUCGUACUCCCAUGCAAUGUGUUGAGCAGUAUGAAAAACUAUUGGAUCUGGCUCAAGGCAAAGAUCUAAAUGAUCCAAAUGAUCCCAGGAGAUUGAGGCCAGGAGAAAUCGAUCCAAAUCCAGAAACCAAGGCUGCAAGACCAGAUCCUAUUGAUAUGGACGAGGAUGAGAAGGAAAUGUUGGCUGAAGCUAGAGUCAGACUUGCUAACACCAAAGGUAAGAAGGCCAAGAGAAAGGCAAGAGGAAAGUUGAUUGAAGAGGCUAGAAGACUGGCUUUGUUAUAAAAGAAGAGAGAAUUAAAGGCUGCAGGCAUUCAAUAUAUUAAUCACAGAAUUGAGAAACAUCAUAUCAAGUUGCAAGAUCGCAAAUACAAAGGUAUCAAUUACAAUAGAGAAUUGGCCUUCGAAAGAACGGUUCCUGAUUUCGUACAUGAAACAACAGGAGAAGAACCAGAACCUGAUAAAAAGAUUUCAAAUGUUAGUCUGUAAGCAUUGGAAGGGUAGAGAAGAGAUGAAGAAGAAGAAAUUAGAAGGAAGAUCGAUUAAAGAAGAAUUAAGAAAUUAAAAGAGAGAGAGUUAGAUUAAGCUGUUUCAUUCUAAAACAAAUAUUAAGUUAAAUUCACCCCUUAAACUAAAUUAUAAUUGCCAUAACCAUAAUUGAAGGAUUAAGAUUUAGAAUUAUUGGGUAAGAUCAAUGCAGUCAAUGAAAUAUCUGAACACACAACCUCUGCUACUAGAGCACUUGUAGGCAACUACUCAACAAGAGAUUAGAGUUAAUCAAACAUGAGAACUCCUAGAGCACCUAAUACAGUUUUAAGAGAGGCUCAAAAUAUUAUUGCUUUAUAACACACAGAAACUCCUCUUGUUGGAGGAAUGAAUAAUCCUAUUGACAUUACCAAGAAAUAUUGGAAAUUAAACUCCAAAUCAAUUGGGCUAGCCUAGUUAAAAGAGACUCCAAGACGAUAGGUUGAAUCAUCAAAUGAUGCCUUUGGAAUUAAUAUCGAAGAAUACGAGAGAGCAUGGGAAGAGCCAAGCCAAAGUGUAGCCUAUGUCAAUGCUGAAUAAGAAAGAUAAUAACAAUUAAAGAACGAGUAGAAGUUGAAAGAAAUGAUCAAGCAGAAGUUAAAGUCAUUGCCAAAACCAAAGAAUGAAUUCACUAUUGAAAUUCCUAAUGUUGACAAUGAAGAGCAAAAAGAAAUGGAAAUUGUAAGAUAUUAAUGUUAUUCUUAUAGGGAAAUGGAUGCUGAAGACAAACUCAAAAUCUUGAGACAAAAGAAAUUGAUUGACUAAUAGAAAAAAUUCAGACAAAAGACAUAGGCUCAUUAAAAGAAUUUACCCACACCAAAAGAAUUGCCAUCAGGACAAAUUUAUGAAUAAACUUAAGAUUAAUUUAGAAAUGAAAUUGAAGAUAUCCUCAAUUACACAGUUAUUUAAUUGAUUAAAGAGGAUAUUUAUGAUAAUUCAAAUGGAUUGGGAGAUAUUUCUGUAGCUAAGGAAUUAUUAUAAGAUGAAAGGUUAAAAUUGUUGGGAGAUCAGAAUUUGGAUAAUAUUGAUUAGAUCUGGAAUAGAGUUAGAUAAUAAUUAUAUUUUGAUUACGAAGAAAAUAAGUUUAUUAAUAUUGAGAAAUUAGAUGAAGAAGUGAGAAUGGCUAUAUUUACAGAAUAUUUCAGAAGAACAAGAGUAUAAUACGAGAAACUAAAUAAAAAAUAAUAAUUCUUUGCCAAUAGAAUUGCUAAAUUAAUGAAAGGGUAUGAAAUGAGAAAUACCCAAUUAGAAAAGGAAAUUUAAUAAUUGAAUGAUAAAAUAGGCGAAAUUGAAACGAACAAAGAAGUAGUGGACGAUGAGAGACACAUAUAUAGAGAUAGAGUUUAAGAAUUCGUUAAAUAUCACGACAUGUUGUCAGUGAAGAGUAAUGAAUUGUAGGAUAAAUAUUAAUAUUUGACUAAAUAACUAUAGGAAUUAGAAUAAGAAUAAGAAAUUUUAGCGUGA
Paramecium tetraurelia is the source of this 2253-nucleotide messenger RNA. RefSeq lists its product as uncharacterized. Gene Ontology annotation, biological process: mRNA splicing, via spliceosome. Gene Ontology annotation, cellular component: spliceosomal complex; Prp19 complex. Lineage: Eukaryota; Ciliophora; Oligohymenophorea; Peniculida; Parameciidae. The record is from RefSeq and is a predicted model, not a curated record. The transcript has 4 exons.